GAAGAAUGACGGCUCGAAGAUGAUCAAGGCGGAGCCGCAGCAGCAGGUCUCGUCCAUGAUCACCGUCGACGUCGAUUCCCAGGCCCUCCACUGCCCCAAAUGCCUUGGUCCUCUUGUUCCUCCGGUCUUCCAGUGCGCGGCCGGGCACGUCGUGUGCCCGCCCUGCCACGGCGAUCUCCCGGACAAGGGUAAAUGCGAGUCCUGCUUCGUGAAGACGGGCUACGGCUACAGCCGCUGCUUCGCCCCGACCAAGUACACCCGCUGCCUGGCCGUGGAGCGCAUCCUGCGCUCCAUCCGCGUCGCCUGCCCCAACGCCGGCGCCAAUGGUUGCUCCGCCAAGAGCAUGCCGUACCACGAGAAGGCGGGGCACGACAAGAAGUGCCCCGGCAAUGGCAUCCGUGAGCCGUCCAUCUUGGAGAUGGGUCCUUGCGGCGGCGCCGUAUCGUAAAUGUGGCCGUCUACCACGGCAGCGCCGUGGACGCCCUGUGCGUGUCCUACGAGCGGGACGACGACGGCAAGGUGGAGCAGGACCAGCUGUGGGGAGGACCUGGAGGCA
This is a messenger RNA of Brachypodium distachyon (stiff brome), 556 nucleotides long. Its product is annotated as putative E3 ubiquitin-protein ligase SINA-like 9. Gene Ontology annotation, molecular function: ubiquitin protein ligase activity. Gene Ontology annotation, cellular component: cytoplasm. The record is from RefSeq and is a predicted model, not a curated record. Lineage: Eukaryota; Viridiplantae; Streptophyta; Magnoliopsida; Poales; Poaceae. The transcript is spliced from 2 exons. Bases 20 to 448 code for a protein of 142 amino acids.